AGCUUACUCACAACUACUUUCACCGCUCUUACACUACUGUACUUCAGCGUUCGCGCUCUCACCCAGUGACGAUGGAAAUGGACGUUCGGUACUUCAGCGUGUGGGACUACGUGGUGUUCUCCGUGAUGCUGUGCGUGUCGGCGGGGAUCGGGCUGUACUACGCAUGCACGGGAGGCAAGCAGAGCACGCAGAAGGAGUUCCUCAUGGCAGAUAAGUCCAUGUCAACGCUGCCUGUGGUCAUGUCCCUGUUAGCCUCCUUCGUGUCCGCCAUCACGGUACUGGGGAGUCCCGCGGAGGUGUACAGAAACGGCACCAUGUUCUGGUUCUUCGCGGUGUCAGGGUCCCUCAGCAUGGUGCUGGUAGCGAGGCUAUUCGUGCCGACCUUCUACAACCUGGGGCUGACAAGCACCUAUGAGUACCUCGAAAUCCGGUUCUCGAAGCCAGUUCGUUUACUUUGCACCGUCCUCUUUGUGAUCAACAUGCUGGUGUACAUGGGCCUUGUUCUGUACACGCCCUCUCUGGCGCUUAACGCAGUGACUGGCCUGACUCUUUGGGGAGCAGUCCUAGGAAUGGGAUUCGUCUGCACGUUCUACACAGCCCUGGGCGGCAUGAAGGCCGUGAUGUGGACAGACACGUUCCAGGUGUUUGUGAUGGUGGCGGGGUUUCUGGCCGUCAUCAUCCAGGGGACUAUAGAGGCAGGCGGGCCGACUCGCGUCUGGGAACUCAACAGGCAGGGACAGAGGCUAGAGUUCUUCAAUUUUGACCCCGACCCGCGAGUCCGGCACACGACGUGGAACAUCCUGGUGGGAGGAACGUUCUUCCGAUGCGCCAUGUACGCAGUGAACCAGGCACAGGUGCAGAGGUACCUCAGCUGCCCGUCCAUCAAAAAGGCACAGCAAGCUCUCUACUGGAACAUCCUGGGACUGAUUAUGUUCAUCUUCUUCGCGGUCCUGAGUGGAAUGGUGAUGUACGCACGGUACUUCAACUGCGACCCGAAGACUAUGGGGUACAUUCAGAACUCUGACCAGAUGAUGCCGUACUUCGUAAUGGACAUCCUCAGCCAGUUUCCGGGCAUGCCCGGCCUCUUCACGUCCUGUGUGUUCAGCGCAGCCCUCAGCACCAUGUCCUCGGGCCUGAACGCGCUUGCCGCCGUGGCGCUGGAGGACUUCGUCAAGCCCUGCUUCCCCAACCUCAGCGACGAGAGGUACACCUGGAUAUCGAAGGUUCUAGCGAUGGCUUUCGGUCUGUUGACGAUCCUGAUGGCUUUCAUCGCCUCUUACCUGGGCCCGGUGUUCUCCGCUGUCAUCAGCCUGUUCGGCAUGAUCGGCGGCCCGAUCCUCGGCAUCUUCGUGCUCGGCAUGAUGUUCCCCUGCGCUAACAAAUGGGGAGGUCUUGUAGGCCUUGUAUGCAGCCUUGUCCUGACCCUAUGGAUUGGGAUGGGCGCGAUCGUGUGGCCGCGGGCUCGGGCUAUGCCGCCAGUCUCCACCGAAGGGUGUUCCGCUAACAUCACGGCAAACUUCACCUCGAGCUCCACCAUGUCGACUAUGGCAAUGGCUCAGUACAGCGUCACCACUCCGGCCGGACCCACAGAUAACGGAUACCCCCCUGAAGCCGCGCUGUACGAGCUGUCUUACGUCUACCUCGGAGCGGUGGCAACCCUCAGCUGCGUCAUCGUGGGACUCCUGGUGAGCUUCGUCACAGGCUCCCAGGACCCGAAGACAGUGGACCCCAGACUGAUCGUCCCGUUCUACGACAGCAUGUUCUGCUGCCUGCCCAACAGCUGGCUGGAGUGGCUGCGCUGUGGGGUCAGGCAUGGGGAGGAGGAGAAGGAAGCUGUAGACAUUCCAAUGACGACAGCCACUAGCAACCCGACAUUUUCUUUAGGGGAGGACACGAAGGAACAAGGAGGUUCUUGGAAGGAGGAGAACGGUGUCUCACACCUCAGUAAUGGUCACCACAUAGUCGUGGAUGAAGAAGGAACCAACCUUUAAUCCUAUCCAGACUGGGCUUUUUUUGGCAUUCCCUGACCUGUAAACUUAGUCUAUUUUUUGUAAAUUGUUGCCAACA
Messenger RNA from Branchiostoma floridae (Florida lancelet), 2067 nucleotides. Its product is annotated as sodium-coupled monocarboxylate transporter 1-like. The transcript is spliced from 14 exons. Bases 72 to 1991 code for a protein of 639 amino acids. Gene Ontology annotation, molecular function: symporter activity. Gene Ontology annotation, biological process: sodium ion transport; transmembrane transport. The record is from RefSeq and is a predicted model, not a curated record. Gene Ontology annotation, cellular component: membrane. NCBI's taxonomy places the organism in Eukaryota, Metazoa, Chordata, Leptocardii, Amphioxiformes, Branchiostomatidae.